This is a messenger RNA of Camelus dromedarius (Arabian camel), 2768 nucleotides long. It is a transcript of the gene DRD1, whose product is annotated as dopamine receptor D1. The record is from RefSeq and is a predicted model, not a curated record. Gene Ontology annotation, biological process: vasodilation; G protein-coupled dopamine receptor signaling pathway; adenylate cyclase-activating adrenergic receptor signaling pathway. NCBI's taxonomy places the organism in Eukaryota, Metazoa, Chordata, Mammalia, Artiodactyla, Camelidae. Gene Ontology annotation, molecular function: dopamine neurotransmitter receptor activity, coupled via Gs; G protein-coupled receptor activity. Gene Ontology annotation, cellular component: plasma membrane. The coding region runs from base 981 to 2321 and encodes 446 amino acids. The transcript is spliced from 2 exons.
CUGCCGGUGCCAGCUCGGCUCUCUCUGCCUGGUGUUCCCACGGGGUCCUGGGAGGCAGCGGGCAGCCCCGCAGGGAGGCGCAGGACUCUUCCCCGAAGGACUAGAGGCCUCUCGAGGGGCGCCCGGGCACUUGGUUCCAGAAGAAGGGAAGCAAAGGAAAGAAGCGGCCCCAGUGACUGGUCCUGAGAGCGCCCUCUCCCCAGGAUGCGCCGAGCGCCCGGGAGCCCUUUUCCCAGGUUUCCUCCGCUUUGAACCAUCUCUGGCCAUUCCAGGCAGUGGGGCAGCGCCAGCUCUCUGUGGAAUUGCCCCAGGAUCCUUCCCCCAAACCCGCCCCGGUGAUUUGUGCGCAUCGGGAGCGGACCCCGGGCUGCGCGCGCCGGGCAGCACUCAGGCGCGCCUCCUGGGCGUUGCGCAGCCGCGGCGCCUCGCGAAGCCGGCUCCCCGAGCCCCCGGGGCUUUGAGAGAGACCACCCCAAGGCAAGGGGAGCUGCGGCGGCGGAGCCAGGGGCUUGGAGGAGCAAGGCAUGUAUUUUCAGCUGCGCCUCAGAAGAGGAGAAUUCUGCCAUCACCAGAGAGGCAACAGCCCUGAAGUGUGACUACAGCUGACUAGCUUGGCAGAGGCCUGGGAGUCUCUGGGUCGAUAGCUUAGAAUAUGCUAAAAAGUCAGUGCUUUCCACGGGGAAUUGAAGGGCCAGCUGGUCCCCGUGACAGUGACCUGGAGCAAAGGAGUCAGAAGACAGUCGCAGAGAGCAAGAGGGACCUUCCAAGGGGCCGACUUGGACUGCGGAGGGCAGGCUCCUGCCACAGAAUUGUCGCAGCCCUCUGAUGGAAUGCUGGUGAGCUCUUCCACCCAGGGGAGCAAGUGGGACUUCCAGGGGGCUGCCUGGCUAACCAGGACUCCUCCAGGUCUGACUGACCCCUGAUCCCUGCUUAGGAACUUGACAGGUGUCCAAGCACCUUCUGUGCUCUCCCUCCGGAAGAUGAGGACUCUGAACACCUCUACCAUGGACGGGGCCGGGCUAGUGGUGGAGAGGGACUUCUCCUUCCGCAUCCUCACAGCCUGUUUCCUGUCACUGCUCAUCCUGUCCACACUCCUGGGGAACACGCUGGUCUGUGCCGCUGUCAUCAGGUUCCGACACCUGCGGUCCAAGGUGACCAACUUCUUCGUCAUCUCCUUGGCUGUGUCGGACCUCUUGGUGGCCGUGUUGGUCAUGCCCUGGAAAGCGGUGGCUGAGAUUGCUGGCUUCUGGCCCUUCGGGUCCUUCUGUAACAUCUGGGUGGCCUUUGACAUCAUGUGCUCCACUGCAUCCAUCCUCAAUCUCUGUGUGAUCAGCGUGGACAGGUACUGGGCCAUCUCUAGUCCCUUCCGGUAUGAGAGAAAGAUGACCCCCAAGGCAGCCUUCAUUCUCAUCAGCGUGGCGUGGACUUUGUCGGUCCUCAUCUCCUUCAUCCCAGUGCAGUUCAGCUGGCACAAGGCAAAACCCACAAGCCUCUCUGAUGGGAAUGCCACUUCCCUGGGCAAGACGGCAAACAACUGUGAUUCCAGCUUGAGCAGAACCUACGCCAUUUCAUCCUCUUUAAUAAGCUUUUAUAUCCCCGUGGCCAUCAUGAUUGUCACCUACACCAGGAUCUACAGGAUUGCCCAGAAACAAAUACGGCGCAUCUCGGCCUUGGAGAGGGCAGCAGUCCAUGCCAAGAAUUGCCAGACCACUGCAGGUAACGGAAACCCCGUGGAGUGUUCUCAGCCAGAGAGCUCCUUUAAGAUGUCCUUCAAAAGAGAGACUAAAGUUCUGAAGACUCUGUCCGUGAUCAUGGGGGUGUUUGUGUGCUGCUGGCUCCCCUUCUUCAUCUUGAACUGCAUGGUGCCCUUCUGUGGGUCUGGGGAGACCAAGCCCUUCUGCAUCGAUUCCAUCACCUUCGAUGUGUUUGUGUGGUUUGGGUGGGCUAAUUCCUCCUUGAACCCCAUCAUUUAUGCCUUUAAUGCUGAUUUUAGGAAGGCAUUUUCCACCCUCCUAGGAUGCUACAGGCUUUGCCCGACGACGAGCAACGCCAUAGAGACGGUUAGCAUUAAUAACAAUGGGGCCGUGGUGUUUUCCAGCCAUCACGAGCCUCGAGGCUCCAUCUCCAAGGACUGCAAUCUGGUUUAUCUGAUCCCGCAUGCCGUGGGCUCCUCUGAGGACCUGAAGAAGGAGGAGGCAGGUGGGAUAGCCAAGCCCUUGGAGAAGCUGUCCCCAGCCCUGUCUGUCAUUUUGGACUAUGACACUGACGUCUCCCUAGAGAAGAUCCAGCCCAUCACACAAAAUGGACAGCACCCGACCUGAGCUCCGAGGGGAAUCCUGACAGACACGCUCAUCCCAAAAGCUAGAGGAGGGGCUCGCGGUGAAGAAACUAAAGUGUGGUGAGACUGAGACGUCAAAGGAGCCAUCCUCGGCUGCCUUCCCUCAACACACAACUAACUACGUUCAAAAAUACAUUCCAGUGUGUUUUCUGUGUUGUCCGUAGUGAAUCAAAGGACACAUGUGAAAAGAACAUUCAUAAGGGACGUGUCUUUGGCUCCGAAAUUAUUUUUAGAAACUGAUUCUUAUCUUAGGACUUAAAAAAUAGGGCAAAGACUCAACAAAUGAGCAGCUUCACUUAAAAAUUAAACAUUUUCGGGAAGGAAAUGAGAAGGGUUGAGUUUGCUGUGUACAAACAGGUGCUAACCCUGGUCCAAGCAAAGGUUUCAGAGUGUAAAGGUAGGUGCAUGCCUUCAUAAAUUAUUCCUAAAA